Drosophila montana is the source of this 1079-nucleotide messenger RNA. RefSeq lists its product as uncharacterized. The record is from RefSeq and is a predicted model, not a curated record. The transcript has 2 exons. The coding region runs from base 49 to 1026 and encodes 325 amino acids. Lineage: Eukaryota; Metazoa; Arthropoda; Insecta; Diptera; Drosophilidae.
UUUUUUUAUGCAUAUUUUAGUUAUUUUUUUCAAAUCUAACAUAAAAAAAUGAAGUCUUCGGUGUUCAAUACACAAACCUAUCAGCAUAUGGUAAAUUCAAACAACAAGCUCAAAUUUUAUACAGUACAGAACGAGUUGGCAACUCCAUUGAAUAUGCUUGAAUUAAUAGUAGCAUCGCCCACCAAUGCCGAUCUGCGUGGUUCAACGUCUAUGGAGCACUCCAAACAGCUGAUCGUCAGCCCCGGCGCCGAGUCAUCGCCAAGGCAGGCGCCGGAUUGGUCGCUGAUUCUGGAUGAGUUUAUGCCACGGCACCGCAAUCGCGUCAAUGUGGCAAUGCCCGUGGUAUUGCGCAAUAAGACUCCGUUUACACGUUUGAGCCCCGAAAUUGUGCCACAGAAACGCGGCAUGGAGACGUCCUUUUUGCGUUUUCUAUGUAGAACCUAUACGUUGCCACACAAUAAGAACACGGAUGUCCUGGAAAGAUUGCCCACCGGCGAUUCGCCCAACAAUAACUCGGACACUGAGGACGGAUAUCAUCAGCAACAGGCGUCGCGCAAUUCGGUACAAUUUUAUUAUGAACUGAUGACAGGAAUAACACGAGUGGAUCUACAGGCAUGCAUAAAUGGUUUCAUAGCUUCCCUGCAACGUUUGGCCGCAAUCGUACUCAACAUGAUAACUAGUGUACCGAUCGAACGAAUUACCGAAUAUAUCCUAAGGACGUACACAUUUAUGAGACGUGGUGUCGAAUCCCUCAGAGAAUUAUUCAACUACGAAGCAGAAUCUAGACGCUUGCAGGAUAUUGCAUACUAUAUAAUGGUCAUAACGACUCGAUGCCAGAGGUGCCACUGUCAUUUAAGGCAUUAUCCAACCAUUGCGGACGCCUUGCCACCAAAGUCAAUUGCACCAUAUCCGAUGCCGGAGCCCUUCCUGGUGGACCGUAAUCGAUUAGAAACCUUUAUGCAAAAGCCCAAUAUAGUUAUGUCGACAGUUGAACGAAAUUUUAUGUUUAAUUUACCGAACAAGUGAAAUUGCUACCAAAUAUCUUUUAUUGAAAUAAAUCAUAUUUUAUAAUAAAACAA